Molecule: messenger RNA, 1486 nt
Organism: Polistes dominula (European paper wasp)
Lineage: Eukaryota; Metazoa; Arthropoda; Insecta; Hymenoptera; Vespidae
Product: sodium-coupled monocarboxylate transporter 1
Biological process (GO): sodium ion transport; transmembrane transport
Cellular component (GO): membrane
Molecular function (GO): symporter activity
Source: RefSeq, a predicted model, not a curated record
UAAUAAUAAUAAUAAUAAUAAUAAUAAUAAUAGUAAUAAUAAUAAUAAUAAUUGGAUAUGGAUGGUUCGAUGGAAAGAAGAACAUUCGACCUGGUCGAUAGUAUAGUUUUCAUUGGGAUGUUAGGUGUAUCUGCAUUAGUUGGAGUUUAUCAAGGUUAUAUGUCACGACAGAAUCCAGAUGCUGUGAGAGAAUAUCUCGUUGGCAGUCAAAACAUGUCUAUUUUUCCAAUAAGCAUGUCACUCAUAGCAAGUUACAUUUCCGGUAUAUCAAUGCUCGGAUUACCAGCAGAGAUGUACAUUUAUGGGACACAAUUGUGGAGUAUAGUAAUUGCAGAUUUCUUCGUUUCCAUUACAAUGGCCAUUGUUUAUUUGCCAGUUUUUUAUGGACUUCAAAUUACCUCUUCCUACGAGUAUCUGGAAUUGAGAUUCAAUCGUUUGGUCAGAUUAAUGGGAUCUUUCAUAUUUAUUAUCAAAAUGUUACUUUACAUACCAUUGGUGAUAUAUGUACCAGCAUUAGCAUUCAAUCAAGUAACCGAUAUUAAUCUUCACACUAUUGCACUAUUGGUCAGCAUUGUCUGCAUUUUUUACACAACUUUGGGUGGUCUGAAGGCUGUUGUCUGGACGGAUACAAUUCAAAUAAUGGUUAUGUUCGGUAGCGUGAUUACUGUUGCUGUAUUGGGUACCAACAAAGUAGGUAGUGUCUAUGAAGUUUGGAGAAGAAACUUUGAAACUGGAAGAAUAGAAUUUUUCAACAUGGACCCGGAUCCAACUGUAAGGCAUACUUUCUGGACCGUAGUUGUUGGUAAUUACCUGAAUUGGCUGGCAACUUGUUCGGUUAAUCAAGCAAUGGUGCAAAGGUGUCUGGCUAUGCCCAAUUUAAAAAAAUCCAAUAUAACGAUCAUGAUAAUGGCUGUUGGUAUAGUUACAAUCGUUUCCUUAUGUUGUUAUACUGGAAUAGUUAUUUUCGCAGCAUUCUACAAAUGUGAUCCAAUAUCAACUAAGGGUGCAUUAAUAGGUGGUAUUAUCAGCUUAAAUCUUGUUGCUUGGAUAUCAUUUGGUACCCAAGCUGCCAUUUCAAAUGGUAAAAUCAUUUUCCCGGAAAAACCAAUUUCCAUUGAUGGAUGUAUCGACACAUUGAAAAUGACAGCAGCUAAUAUGACGUUUAUCGUUGACAAUUCAGUCAGAGAACAACCAUUCUUUUUAUAUCGAAUGUCCUAUUUAUGGUACACAUGGGUGGGAUUUUUAACAUCAAUUUUAAUCGGAGUUAUUGUAUCUUGGAUCACUGGACCGAAUAAAUACAAAAUGGGUGAUAUCAAAUUGUAUACACCUGUAAUACACGGUUUAUUACGUUCUAAAGUUUCUAAAAAAAGGAACAAGAUGGAACUUAAAAGGAGAGGUGCAGAAAGGAAAGACGUACGUCAGUCAACAGGAUGUUAACGAAUAUCUUGUAUUCUAAAUUACAAUAAGUAAAUACUAUAAGUUCAGA